CGAGGGCGCAAACUUCACACACGUGGAAAUAUUUGCAAUGAUUUUAAUUUAAUCUUAAACGUUAUGCCAAUGUAAAACUUAGUUGCCAUGGUGACAGAUAAGGAUAAGCAUUUUAAAGAAUCCAAUAAUCCAAACAUUCUACGAUGUAAAUGCAUUGUUUUAGGUGAUUCAUCUGUUGGAAAGACAUCAAUGAUUCAUAUUUUUAAUAAUGACAGCAGUACUUUUCAGAAAAAUUACACAAUGACUUGUGGUAUUGAAUUGACUGUUAAAUCUGUACAUGUUCCUGAUACAAAUGAUUUAGUAGAACUAUACAUUUACGAUUCUUCUGGCAAAGAAAUUUAUUUAGAUAUGAUGCAGAAUUUGUGGAAAAAUCCAUCUGUACUGGUGUUGGUUUUUGAUGUAACCAACGAAAUAUCUUUCAAUUCUUGUUCAAAAUGGUUGAAGAAAUUUCACUCAGCUACUUCUUCUAAAGCUAAUGCAAUUCCAGGAAUAUUAAUUGGCAAUAAAGUUGAUUCCAAAGAGAGAAGAAUUAUUUCUUUAAAAACUGCGCAAGAGUUUGCUAAGAAAUAUUCGCUGCAAUAUUUUGAAUGUUCUGUGAAAGAACAUCAAGGUGUAGACGAAGCAUUUUUCUAUCUUGUAAAUGAGUGGCAUAAAUUAUUUCAAGAAAAAACUGAAUUUUUCAAGACGAUCUCAUAAAUAAUUGCAAAAUUAAUUAUUGUUAAUGUAAAUAUAAAGUUUUAAUUUAUAAAUGAAUAAAUAA
Centruroides sculpturatus (bark scorpion) is the source of this 760-nucleotide messenger RNA. Its product is annotated as intraflagellar transport protein 27 homolog. Gene Ontology annotation, cellular component: endosome; Golgi apparatus. Gene Ontology annotation, molecular function: GTPase activity; GTP binding. The coding region runs from base 88 to 696 and encodes 202 amino acids. The transcript is spliced from 9 exons. NCBI's taxonomy places the organism in Eukaryota, Metazoa, Arthropoda, Arachnida, Scorpiones, Buthidae. The record is from RefSeq and is a predicted model, not a curated record.